CUCUACAUCACGCUGAAAGGAUUUCCUUCGAACCAGGAGAACACUUCCCAAUCGUUUCCCAGUUCGUUUCCCUCGUUCCCCCCUCCCACCCCCCCCCCCCCCCCCCCCCCCCCCCCCUCUCUCUCUCUCUCCCCCUCUCCCACCUUCCCCGUUCCUCCUCCUCCUCCUCGAUGAAACCUGCCUCUGUGUCUGGAGAUCAAAUGAUAAGGAUGAGAUAAUUCCCGAAAUGAGAUCCCUCCAAACUGCAUCUCUAACCCUAAUCUUAACCUCAAUCCGAUGUCUCGUCUGGGAUCCAAGCAAACCCUAGCCCCAGUCCGAUGCCCCUGCGAACAGCUCCGUCGCCCUCGAUAGCGAUUCUGGCUCCAACGUUGAUCAUCCCAUGCUCCCGGAGCAUGGGGGCUGAGAAAUGGCUCUUCCCCCUUUUCUCCGUCUCCUUCGUCUCCCUGCUUCUCCUCCUCUCCGCCAUCUCCGGCUUUACUGCCUCCUCCGCCUUCUUUGAUGCCCAGCCGUCGCCCUCGUACGUCCGUCGCGGCGCCGCCCACCCCCCGGCCUUCGCCUACUUUAUCUCCGGCGGCCGCGGCGACGCUCGCCGCAUGCUCCGCCUCCUCCUCGCCGUCUACCACCCCCGGAACACCUACCUCCUCCACCUCUCCGCUGACGCCCCCGCCUGGGAGCGCGCCGAUCUGGCCACCUCCGUCCGGCUCUCGAUCCCGGCCAUCCGGGCAUUCGGUAACGUGCACGUAGUCGGGAAGCCCGACGCCAUGACCUUCAUGGGGUCCUCCGUGCUCGCUGCGACGCUUCAUGCCGCCGCGGUGCUCCUCCGGCUGGACGGCGGUUGGGAUUGGUUCGUGACACUCAGCUCGUCGGAUUAUCCGCUUGUCACGCAGGAUGACUUGAUUUAUGUCUUCUCCUCUGUGCCAAGGGACGUUAACUUCAUGGAUCACACCAGUGACCUUGGAUGGAAAGAAUAUCAGAGGGCUCAGCCAAUUAUAGUUGAUGCUGGCAUCUAUUUGUCACGAAGGAACAAUUUCUUUGAAGCUUCAGAGAAGCGGCCAACUCCUGAUGCUUUCAAAUUUUUCACAGGUUCUCCAUGGCUCAUUCUCAGCCGACGCUUUAUAGAGUACUGUAUUCUCGGUUGGGACAACCUGCCUCGAACUCUUCUCCUGUAUUUUACAAAUGUAAUGUUACCCCAAGAAGGCUAUUUCCAUUCUGUCAUAUGCAACUCUCCUGAUUACCAAAAUACAACAGUGAACAGCGACCUAAGGUAUAUGGUGUGGGAUAAUCCUCCCCAAAUGGAGCCCCACCUCCUUAACAGGACAGACUAUGAUAAGAUGGUAGAGAGUGGACUGCCUUUUGCAAGGAAAUUUGGCAAGGAUGAUCCUGUGCUUGAUGAGAUAGAUGACAAAAUACUCAAAAGGUGGCGCCAUCGAUCUGUUCCCGGGGCUUGGUGCACUGGCAGGAAUAGAUGGUGGAUAGAUCCAUGUUCCCAAUGGAACAAUGUCAACAUGGUGAAGCCUGGAUCUCAAGCAAAGAGAUUUGGGCAGUUGAUGAAGAGGUAUUUAGAUGAAUGGAAGUCAGAGAUGAGAUCCUGCAAGCAGUAGUACUGAGACCUGGGAUUCAUAACCAAAUUUGGGGGAGUAUUAUGCUCACAUGGUGGGGGCAUGUUUUUCUACCUGUGCCCCUAACUGUAGCAAAUUUUUACUUGCUCACCUCAUUUUGUUGUUGGGUUUUCACGCAUUGGUUGUUACCAACGAUCGAGGUGACUUGGCAGGGGCCAUUCGUUUAGAUUUUGAGGAUGGUCUAUGUAGAUUAUCUUACCAGCUGCGGCGACACAACUCUUUUGUAAAAGCAGCCAUGAUAUCCUUAGAACCAGAUUUAGAAAGCUCUUUUUUCUGUUAACGAUUCCAUGUCUCAUGGGGUGUAUGCUGAUCUGCUUUCGGAUAAUUCUCCAAAUUGCUAGUAUCUUGCAGUCGGUUAUUCACUGAUGUUAUAAGGCAUGGCAUAUUAAAAACAUUAGAAGAAUGGGUAUAUGCUGAUAUUUCACACAUAAUAUGAAAAGACUAUAUUUUUCAGGACAA
Molecule: messenger RNA, 2078 nt
Organism: Phoenix dactylifera (date palm)
Lineage: Eukaryota; Viridiplantae; Streptophyta; Magnoliopsida; Arecales; Arecaceae
Product: beta-glucuronosyltransferase GlcAT14A-like
Cellular component (GO): membrane
Molecular function (GO): glucuronosyltransferase activity
Source: RefSeq, a predicted model, not a curated record